AUGGGGUUCCACGGUACUAAGGGUCAGAUUCGCUGGGUCGGCGACGAGAGCCCCGAAAACUGCCGAGAAGGUGACCUACCAGGUGGGGGCAAGUACUGCAAAAAGCAUCAGAUGCCGUGUCGCAACGGCUGCGUAGGCGAGGCCCAUCUGAAGAACCAGGCUGGCUGUACAGCAUGCGAGCGAAAGUGGAGGCAAGAAGCUAAGGUGGAGAGAGAGAUGAAGGAAAACAUGAAGGCGAACGAAAAAGAUAAAGAAUUCCAGGAUUUCAUGAACCCACCUAAAGGGAGGAAGAAGGAGAAGAAGUAA
Molecule: messenger RNA, 306 nt
Organism: Alternaria viburni
Lineage: Eukaryota; Fungi; Ascomycota; Dothideomycetes; Pleosporales; Pleosporaceae
Exons: 2
Coding region: 1-306 (101 amino acids)
Source: RefSeq, a predicted model, not a curated record